AUGUCCUACGAUGAGCGCUUGCUCGCUAGCGCGCCGGUCGCAACCCGUACAGAGAAGCAGGAAGGAUACAACAUCGACCUCCUAGGCGGCGGCUCGCGCGCGGCCCCCGCCGCGGCUGCGCGCCCCGGGUCGGCGACGCCCCCGCCCCCCGCCGCGCUCGACGCCGCGAAGGCGGAGGACGGGUACGCGGGCACGGCGUACCCCGCCCCCGCGCGGCCGUGGUACAAGACCCGCAAGUGGCUGCUGAUCUUCCUCGUCGCCGGCAUCGUCGUCGUCGCCGCCGUCGUGGGCGGCGCCGUCGGCGCCACGGCCAACAAGGGCCACACCAACAUCGUGACGUCCUCGACGGCGGCGAACCCUGGGGACGGCCAGUCGGCGACGACACCCGCCUCGUCGACCACGACGAACGAGGGCGGCGGCUCCGGUCCGUCCUCGGUGUCGGAGACAUCAGCCGGAUCGCCCCCGACGCCAGUUUCCCAAGGCGUAACGACCACGACAGAUCCGGGUAGCCCUGGUAGACCCACUAGUACUUCAUGA
This is a messenger RNA of Epithele typhae, 537 nucleotides long. RefSeq lists its product as uncharacterized. Lineage: Eukaryota; Fungi; Basidiomycota; Agaricomycetes; Polyporales; Epitheliaceae. Bases 1 to 537 code for a protein of 178 amino acids. The record is from RefSeq and is a predicted model, not a curated record. The transcript is spliced from 2 exons.